GUAGCAAAAUGGCUCUCAAGGCGGGUGUGCGUGUAUUCAGGCUCAAUGGAUUGCGACCAGCUGUGCGGCUCCUCUCAACUCACACAAGGCCCGAAGUCCAGAAUGCCCAGAAUAGCAAGGUGGCUGAGUUCCCCGGCGCCCGCGCACCCUACAUCUCUGAGCUGAAGUUCGUCAGCGAGACCAGCUACGACCCCAUCCCCAUAUACAGGGUGCUCGACCACAAUGGAGAGGUCAUCGAUAGUAAAGAAGAGCCGGCUAUUGAAAAGGACACCUUAGUUAAUAUGUACAAAACGAUGGUGCAGCUCAGCCAAAUGGACAAGAUAUUGUACGAGUCUCAGAGACAAGGUCGUAUAUCCUUCUACAUGACGAACUACGGCGAGGAGGGUAUCCACGUAGGCAGUGCCGCCGCCCUGUCUCCCUCGGACCUGGUGUUUGCGCAGUACCGGGAGGUCGGGGUGCUCCUGUACCGGGGCAUGACGGUCACAGAGAUCGUCAACCAGUGCUACGGCAACUGCGAGGACCCGGGCAAGGGGCGGCAGAUGCCGGUGCACUACGGCAGCAAGCAGCAUAACUUCGUCACGCUGUCUAGUCCGCUUGCAACUCAGAUGCCACAGGCGGUAGGCGCCGCGUAUGCUUUAAAGCGUGUACCCAACAACGAUCGCUGUGUGAUCUGCUACUUCGGCGACGGCGCAGCCUCCGAGGGGGACGCGCACGCCGCCUUCAACUUCGCCGCCACACUCGACUGCCCCAUCAUACUGAUGUGCAGAAACAACGGCUACGCCAUAUCGACACCGACGCGCGAACAGUACCGCGGCGACGGCGUCGCGUCGCGCGGCCCAGCGCUGGGCAUUUUAACCGCGCGCGUGGACGGAACCGACCCGCUCGCUGUAUACAACGCCAUCCGCGCCGCUCGAGACCACGCCUUGAGGCAUAACCGGCCCGCGCUUAUUGAGGCCAUGUCUUACAGAGUGGGUCACCAUUCAACAUCAGAUGACAGCACGGCGUACCGGUCCCUCGAAGAAAUACAGAAAUGGAACAAUGACGAGAACCCAAUACAAAAAUUCAAGAUGUAUUUAGAACGGAAAGGUUACUGGGACGCGGGUUCCGAUGAAGCGUUGCAGAAGGAAGCUCGGGACCUCGUCGUGAAGACCAUGCAACAAGCGGAGAAGAAGCAACUUCCACCCUGGAAGGAGAUGUUUGAGGAUGUCUACCACGACAUGCCACCCAGGAUACAGCAAGGCGUUUGACCACAAUCUCGCCCGAUGGAAAGCGAUGUUGAGGCCUAGGAUGGUACACGCCUGCCUAGAAGAUGCCUGUUCACUCUGGCUUUGAAGAUGUCCAGCUGUAUUGGUCCGGGAAAACAGACCUCGGUAAGGAGUUCCACUCCCUGGCCGUUCGCAUAAUGAAAGCGGAAGCAAAUCGCUUCGUGCGAAUGGGAGGAACUUCGACAACAUUAGGGAGAAAGCCCUCGGCUGGGCGUCCUGUGGUGGAAAGGGGAACUCAACAACUGCUCUGGGCUCGACUAAUGGAUCGACCGUAAUUAUGUACAAUCUAGCUUUGUAUUUAUCUCAAUUUAAUAUUAUUAUUUCAUUUUCAGGAAACAAGUCAAAGAACUGGAAGAUCACCUUGCGGUUUAUGGAGAACAUUACGCUCUAGAUACAUUUAAACCUGAAUAGACCACAUAUAUAUGAAGUUAAUUAUUCUAUUUGUUUACAAAAUGUUGUUAUAGUAGGUAAAUUAAAUGAUUUUCUCCAUUU
Messenger RNA from Chilo suppressalis (striped riceborer), 1757 nucleotides. The record is from the annotation of a GenBank genome assembly. Lineage: Eukaryota; Metazoa; Arthropoda; Insecta; Lepidoptera; Crambidae.